UGGGCCGUUAAUAGGCUCUGUGAACAGGCCCUGCACCAUAAGGUUAGCAUUUUUAACCUAUUUUAAUUUCUUAUGAUAGAAGUUUAUAUUUAGGAAAAAAAGCCACUAUGACUUUAAAUUGACUUUGUUUUUGGUUUGGUUUUAAUGAAGCAGUAAAAAGAAACGGCAGUUUAUGAACCUUACAGGACGAUUAGCAUAGCUAGCUAACGGUAGCUAACGCGGUGGUAACGGUUAGCAGCAAGCUUAACGGUUAAUUGAUAUGCUAAUGGUUUACCGAAGCUUUAUUUAAAACUGUGUCUAACGUCGUCGAGUGGGUCAUUGUGAGGAUGGACAGCUUCAGAGUGCACCCAGAGAUAUAAAUGUCGGCGAAAUGUGGAGUGACGUGGUUCACCGGGCGGUCAGCGACGGUCCCGUGACCGGCGACCUGAGGACAGUGCGCAACCUGACGGCCGUGGAGAAGAGCUGCCAGGUGGCUCCUUAUUUCGGCACAGUCCAGAGAGACGUGCAGCCAUACAUGCGGAGGAUACUGGCAGUGUGGAUGUUUCAGGUGUGUGAGGAGCAGAAGUGUGAGGAGGAGGUGUUUCCGCUGGCGGUGCAUUACCUGGACUGUUACCUGAGCCGUCACCCCAUUGAAAAGUCCCACCUGCAGCUUUUGGGAUGUGUUUGUAUGUUCCUGGCCUCCAAAAUGAGAGAGACUGUGCCCCUGACUCCCAUCAAGCUAUGUAUCUACACAGACAACUCCAUCUCAGUGUCAGACCUCCUGCAGUGGGAGGUAGCAGUGGUGUCCAGGUUAGACUGGUGUCUGGCAUCUGUGGUACCCUCUGACUUCCUGGAGCCAAUUCUCCACACUCUCCCCUUUCUUCAGCCCCACCACUUCCCAAACAUGCGCAGGCAUGUUCACUCCUACAUCGCUCUGGCAGCCACUGACUGCAGGUUUUCAGUGUUCUUGCCCUCCACUGUUGUGUGUGCCUGUGUGAGCCUCGCCAUGCAGAGGCUAAAGUUAGUGGAUGCUGCCGUCUCCUCUGAUUUGGUGAUGACGUUUUUGGCUAACCUUUUGGUCAUUGAUCUGAGCUCCGUCCACCUCUGCUUUGAGCAGCUAGAGAAUGAGCUGGAGCUCAGCCUGCCCUCUUGUUUCAAGACUAAUGUUUGCACAUCAGGAGCACACAGCUCAGAGAUCAGCUACACCCCUGCUGACUUUCAGGAUGCUGUAUUGACACCAGUGACAUCACCCCUGGAAGUUAAGCUAAAAUACUCCUCCCUGACAUGAAUGGCUAGAAUGAACUGUAUAUUUACAGCCAUGGUGCAGAACAGGACGGCUAUAUACCAGGUGAACUGUGUCUAAAUGCCAGUUCAUCUUGUUCUUUGCAGGUUUAUUGUUUCGGUGAUCACUCCGCAGCGUAUAGAGCUGUUACAGUUUGAGAUUUUGUUUGUUGUUUGUAGAAUAUGAUUCAUGACACAUUAAAUGUUUUUGUGAUAUCGACUGAAUUCAA
Molecule: messenger RNA, 1490 nt
Organism: Epinephelus lanceolatus (giant grouper)
Lineage: Eukaryota; Metazoa; Chordata; Actinopteri; Perciformes; Serranidae
Gene: ccnd3
Product: cyclin D3
Source: RefSeq, a predicted model, not a curated record